Molecule: messenger RNA, 399 nt
Organism: Lactuca virosa
Lineage: Eukaryota; Viridiplantae; Streptophyta; Magnoliopsida; Asterales; Asteraceae
Source: the annotation of a GenBank genome assembly
AUGGCUCCAGCCCAAUUGCAUCUAGUCUUUCUAACUAUUUUCCUACGUUUGAUAACUGCGCAACAUAAUGACGGUUCUGUAUCUCUUGGUGCAUUACUCACUGCUGCGCCCAAUGUCACACCAUGGCUUUCAUCUUCCGGUGAAUUUGCCUUUGGGUUCCAACAAGUUCAAGGGAUCGAUAAUUUUUUGUUAUCCAUAUGGUAUGACAAGAUACCUGACAAGACGAUCAUCUGGUAUCCCAAAGAAGGUCUUAUGGUGCCUACAGGAUCCAAAGUUGAGUUAACUGGUGGGAGUGGGCUCGUACUCAGUGAUCCUCAGGGCACAGAGGUAUGGAGAUCUGGGUCUAUUUCCGCUGUUCAUCAGGUUUUAUCUGCCAAUAUUCCCUUUGUUGAGGAAUAG